Messenger RNA from Oncorhynchus kisutch (coho salmon), 7186 nucleotides. It is a transcript of the gene mief1, whose product is annotated as mitochondrial elongation factor 1. Bases 1272 to 2690 code for a protein of 472 amino acids. The transcript is spliced from 7 exons. Gene Ontology annotation, cellular component: mitochondrial outer membrane. Lineage: Eukaryota; Metazoa; Chordata; Actinopteri; Salmoniformes; Salmonidae. The record is from RefSeq and is a predicted model, not a curated record. Gene Ontology annotation, biological process: mitochondrion organization; positive regulation of mitochondrial fission.
AAACGUAAGUUCAGCGUUCUCCCUUGACGAUGUAAAAUGUUGUUCUGUCAAUAUCGUAUAUUUGUAUUCAAUUGAUUGUGAGUAUCAGCUCCUCAAUGUGCAAGGUCAGCAUCGUUCGGAGGCUAACGUUACUGUAAAAAGCUAAUUAACGUUAGCUCACGAGCUAGGCUAGAAUUAAGUGAUUUAAAAAAUAUAUACUAUCAGCCAAUCAAAGGGAACAAUACGAGUGGUACUAGUUUUGCUAUUCUAGUAUAGCUAAUUGUUAGCUCACUUAUCGUAUAGUCUACACGGGAAACAGCAGCUAACGUUUGGUAGCUAAAUUGCUAAGGGGUGUUCUGCUGGACGAGUGCUAACGCAAACUAGCUAAUGUCAGAUGAAAGUGGUUAGUUAGCUAUUUCAGUAUCUUUGGUGUAUCUUAUGUGUUGCUCUGGUCUGACACGGCUAGGCUGCAUGCAGACUAGACCGGCAUACCAUAGCUAAUGUUAGAUAGUUAGCAAAUUAACUUGACUUGCUGCUGGGUGGGUGUCAUUUGUGGAAGGUUCUAACAUUAACCUGUUCCAGAAACUUCGUAAAGUACGAGGAUGCCAACAAACAACGCAUACAAAGUAGCAUGAUCAAUUCACCAAGCUAACUAGCUGCCGAAUAGGCAUCAACUCACCACGUAGCUUAUUCUUAAUGUUUGUUCAUAGGCUACCAGAACGAGGAUAGACUAUUUUUAUAAACGUGAGUGAAAAAAUGUAACUAAAUUUCCAACGCCCUACCCGGUAUCUUAUUCUGCCGCUGUACAACUUGUUUGUUGUAUGCGUUGUUUGUUGGCAACCUUGUUAUUUUUGGAACAGAUUCCUGUUGGGAGGUUACACAAAUUACAUCUGCAACAAAUGACCAGUCUCAUCUCUUAUCUCGUCAUCCACAAAGGUUAUCGAGCUAAAUAUGCCCAAUCGUAUCAAGUAGUUUAGUUACUGUUCAGGAUUAGUAUAGCCCAACUUGAUCCAUGUUGUCCUUCCAAUUCACCAGUGGCAGAUGCCUAGGAGUCCUCCCAUCUCCAUGUGCAUCCCUAAUGGGCGGCUGGUCUCGUAGUGCGGUGCUGGAGCUGUACCGAGCACUGCUCCGUGCAGGGUGCCACCUUCAGUACACAGACCGCAACUACUACCGGCGCGCCGUGGCCGGCGAGUUCCGCCGCUGCCAGGCUCUGACCGUGCCGAGUGACAAGGAGGCCGCACUGAAGAGGGGCCAGUUCUUCCUCAGCAGUAGACUGGGGGGGCUGAUGUAGAAUGGCGGGAGUGAACGGUGACCGUAAAGGAAAGAAGGAUGACAACGGCAUGGGCACGGCCGUUGACUUUUUGCUCUCUAAUGCCAAGCUUGUGCUUGGGGUCGGAGGAGCUGCCAUGCUUGGCAUUGCAACACUAGCAGUCAAAAGAAUGUAUGACCGUGCCAUAAGUGCUCCGACCAGCCCUACUAAGAUGGAACCAUCUGGGAAAAGGAGUUGGGAAGAACCAAACUGGAUGGGCUCGUCACCACGGGUACUUAACCACGACAUGAGGUCAACAGUGAGCAGGUCACUGCAGACUCUACCCACCUCCUCCAACUCCUUUGAACCAGACUGCAUGCGGAGGGCGGCGGGGCGGGGACGUAGCGCUGCAGGGGAGACCGACCUCUUCCGGGCCAGGAUGCGCCUCUCCUUGCAGGAGAAACUGUGGGAGUUCUACCAGGAGCGUGUGGCCAUCCCCGCUGAGGAGCAGGCCACAGCCCGCCGGGCUGCCCUGGACAUCUGCGCAGAGCUGAGGAUCUUCCUGCACGCCAAGCUGCCCGACAUGCCUCUCCGAGAGAUGUACCUCAGCGGCAGCCUCUACGACGACCUGCAGGUGGUGACAGCGGAUCACGCUCAGCUCAUGGUCCCUCUGACCUUGGAGAAGAACCUGUGGUCGUCAGUCCCCGGGGAGGACACCAUCAUGAACGUUCCGGGCUUCUGGCUGAUUCGCAGGGAGAACCUGGAAUACUUCCCCCGAGGCAGCAGCUACUGGGACCGCUGCAUGGUAGGUGGCUACCUCUCCCCCAAGUCUGUCCUGGAGGUGUUCGAGAAGCUGGUGGCGGGCUCCAUCAACUGGCCAGCCAUCGGCAGCGUUCUGGACUACGUGAUCCGGCCGGUGGUUCCCUCGGAGACGCUCACCCUGGAGGUCCAGUACGAGACAGACCGCCUUCUUUUCGUGGACUUCCUGCCUCUGCUGGUGAUGGAUGACGGCGCCUCGCUCAUCGCCAAGCCACACAGGCUGGCUGCGGAGCGCCAUGAAAACCUGUGGCGGCAGAGCUUCCGUGUGGCGGAGACUGCGCGCCUGCGGGCUCUGGACCAAGAGGACGGGGGCUGCCGCUGUGCCUGCCUCAAGGUGACUAAAGCCGUGUGCAAGCUAAACCCGGCCCUAGCGCGCCUGUCGGCCAGUCAGCUGACCAACACCAUACUGCUAUUGAGCGAGAAGGAGGGCGACUGGACCCAGGAGGCGCUGGCUGACCGCUUCCUGCAGUUGCUCCGCUCUCUAGUGGGACACCUAGAGGCUGGGAGGCUCCCCUGCGCCCUGGUCCCCAAAGUCAACCUGUUCUGUGAGCUGACGCCAGUGGAGGUGGAUGAGCUAGGAUACACCCUCUACUGUUCCCUCUCUGACCCAGAGGCACUCCUAAGGACUCCUCAGUCUGACUAAGUCUGGUCACGGGUUUGAGGGUUUAGGACAGAUGGUAUAUAAUUCUAAGAUUCCAUACUGCAGAAGAGGAUAGGAUAUGUAAUUCAUAUGCGCUUCAGAUAUGGACCAUGUCCCCUGUGACCAUGUCGCUGUGUGAUUGAUUCAACAUCACGUCUCUGGAGUCCCGGUUUCAUCGAUCAAUAUGUUUCUCUUGUACUUUUUAUUUGUGUAAUUGUGUUUGAUAAAGUAGAAAUGCAAAAUCAACCACUUUAGUAUGGGGGUUUAACAAUGAAUACAGGAUCAUCCAAUUACCAGUUAAACCUCAGAUGAUGAAACCAGUCUCUUCAUAUGGUCCCUAUGCUGCACGUAAGCCGUUUAAGUAGUACUGUUCAGAGGGGUAUACUUUAAAGCAUGAUCAAGGAGUUGGCCAACUAACUUGCCUAGAUAUCCUGAAAUAACUUCAAAUGGGCUUAGUCUAAUUGACUUAACCAAAAACACAAGUUUUUAGCUUAAUGAACCCCCAAAAAUAAGUUAUUUCUGUUUGUUUAUCAAAGUUGAAACUGUUUUGUAGUAUACCCCUUGGGUUAGGACUCUGUUUGUUGAAUUGGGGAUUGUUUCAUUGGCUAAUAUUAUGUUACCAUAAUAGUAUGUAGCCAGUUUGGAUUGAAUCGUGUCGAGGGGGGGAAAAAUAUAUAUUCAUUAUAAUUUGUGGGAAUGGAAAUUGGGGUUUAUUAAAAGCUAUUUUGGUGGCUCCAUCCUCAGAUUGCAGGUCUUUCAAACACAUAUUAUGAUGGGUAACAUUAGUUUAAUGCUAGUUAAUAUCAUGUCUGAACAGAGGCAUGAAAAAUCUCUCAGAACAAGCCUCCAUAACCGGCUCAAGUAUUAUUGUUCUCGACAUUUCUAGCUUACUAUUAAGCUGAGACUUGGAGGCAGGGUGCUUCUUACACUCUGCCAUGAGAUGCCAGUUCAGAUGGGUGGAUAGUUUGGUGACAUCGUCAAUACUGUCGCCCCUAACAAGGUAAAUGGUCUUAAGCACUGUUGUGGUCCACUAGGAAAUAAGACCAGUGAGUGGAACAUGACAGGGGGUUGUUCUUCUACUGCAGGGUACUUAUAGUACUGUAGCCUGGUAUCAUUCAGUUUGUGCUGUAGCCAACUCUUCUCUGUGUCAUGUUUGGCAUGGCAAGGUUAGAAGAGUUGCUUACAGUGCAUACAGUAUGGGACCAGGCUACACUUAGCCUACUCUACCGCUCUAACUGUGUAAAUGGAUAGAAUGUAAUGUUUACCAUGUGAGCCGCCGCAAAAGCAAAUAAAUUAUUGUGGUACGACUGAAAUCUUGACAUUCUUGAGUUAAAAAAAAAAGAAACUUUAUUUUUCUAGAUUUCUUGAAGUGAGUUUUUGAAUUUGAUUCAAGUUAUAGUUCUGAAAUUGUAGCAAACUUUGCAAGGGUGGAGGCUGCUGAGGGGAGGACGCCUCAUAAUAAUGGCCGGAAUGGAGUGGUGUCAAACACGUUCAUGUGUUUGAAUCCAUUAACUGCAUUCCAGCCAAUAUACUCCUUUCCAGAUGUUAUUAUGAGGCAUCCUCCCAUCAGCAGCCUCCAGUGGUGGAAACGCCCACUAUAAAGCCUAAUGUAUAAAUCAUAUAGGUUCCUAUCUUCAUGGUAUUUAAGUUGUGGAUGAUUUGUGUUUUCUAGGACUCCUCCCACAAAGUUGUUGAAUGAAAGAACGUUGAGAAAUAAGAAUAUAUAUAUACUUGUAUGUUAGGAAUGUGUGCCGUUUGCAUGAAUAAGAAUACCAAUGUAGAAAGUUAAUCAUACGUUGGGUUAUUGUUAUACACCUCUGUACUGUCUGUUUAUGACGUCAAAUAUGUCUUGUGACGUUAAGAUAAAAUACUUGACCUAUAUGUUCAUUCAUAGGUCUUUGUUGGUUAACUGGUUGUUGCAUACAUUUGUAUGAAACAAAUCUAGUAUGACUUCUUCCCACUCAUAACACAAUGGUUGGUGUGCUUUUUUUCAAAUGACAUUUUGCGAUAGUUGGGAUGUUAAGCUGGGAGCAAAUUUAUCAAAGACAGAGCACCUCUGUCAGUUGCUGUGGAAUUUUUUUUCCCAGUUGCAAAUACAGUGUUUGUCUUUCAGGUUUGGUCUUGCUUCAGCAUCACCUACUGGUAUAAGGUAACUGUUGCUCAGUCAUGAUAUAUUGUCUUCAGAAAACAUUCAUACUCAUUGACUUCUUCCACAUUUUGUGUUACAGCCUCAAUUUAAAAUCGAUGAAAUAUAUAUUUUUCUCACCCAUCUACAGAUAAUACCCCAAAGUGAAAACAACAUGUUUAAGAAAAUAUAUUUGAUUUAACUAGGCAAGUCAGUUAAUUAAGGACAAGUUCUUAUUUACAACGACAGCCUACCGGGGAGCAGUGGACUAACUUCCUUGUUCAGGGGCAGAAUGACAGAUUUUUUUACCUUGUCAGCUUGGAGAUCCAGCAAUCUUUUGGUUACUGGCUCACCGCUCUAACCACUAGGCUACCUGCUGCCAAGCUGACAUAUGACAGAAAUAUGUCAUUGACAUAAGUCUUCACACCCCUUAGUCAAUAUAUGUUAGAAUCACUUUUGGCAGCGAUUACAGUGUUUGUCUUUCUAGUUAAGUCUCUUAAGAGCUUUGCACACCAGGAUUGCACAUUAUCUGCACAUAAUUCUUCAAGCUCUGUCAAAUUGGUUGUUAAUCAUUGCUAGACAGCCAUUUUCAAGUCUUGCCAUAGAUUUUCCAAGACAGUUUUAAGUCGACUGUAUCUAGGCCACUCAGGAACAUUCAAUGUUGUCUUGGUAAGCACCACCAGUAUACAUUUCGCCUUGUUUUUUUAGGUUAUUGUUCUGCUGAAAGCUGAAUUUGACUGUCUUGUGGAAAGCAGACUGAACCAGGAUUUCCUCUAGGAUUUUGCCUGUGCUUAGCUCUAUUCUGUUUCUUUUUUUUUUCCUUAAAAAAACUCCCUAGUUCUUGCUGAUGACAAGCAGACCCAUACCAUGAUGCAGCCACCACCAUGCUUGAAGAUAUGAAGAGUGGUACUUGGUAAUGGGUUGUUGGAUUUGCCCCAAAUAUAACACUGUAUUCAGGACAUAAAAAAUUUGGCAAAGAAAUCAACUUUGUCGUUUUGCUUUGGUGCAUCAUUGCAAACAGGAUGCAUGUUUUGGAAUGUUUGUAUUCUGUACAAGCUUUCUUCUUUUCCUUCGGUCAGUAAGGUUAGUAUUGUGGAGUACCUACAAUGUUGUUGAUCCAUCCUCAGUUUUCUCCUAUCGCAGCCUGUUAACUGUUUUAAAUACACUUUGGAUGGUGUAUCAAUGGUGUAAAUAAUAACUUCACCAUGCUCAGAGGGAUUUUCAAUGUCUGCUUUAAAAAAAAAAAAAAGUUUAAUGUACCCAUCUACCAAUAGGUGCCUUUCUUUGCGAGGCAUUGGAAACUUCCCUGGUCUUUGGUUGAAUCUGUAUUUGAAAUUCCCUGUUCGACUGAGGAACCUUACAGAUAAGUGUGUGUGUGUGUGGAUUACAGAGAAGAGGUAGUCGUUCAAAAAUCAUGUUAAACACUAUUGUGCACAGUGAGUAGGUAUUCAUUUUGGUGCUCACUGUGUGCAUUUAAGGGGGCUGGUCAAUCCCACUGACAUAUAAGAUCAACCCACAUUGAAAGACAGCCAGGGUUAAUCUGGUGUUGACAUCCAGCAGACAGACGGGGAUUUAAACCAGGUCAGGUAGCAGCUAUAACCAUCCCAUGCCCAGAUGUCCAAUCACAAGCCUUCUUCGAGAGUGGGCUCCAGAGUGGUGCAGCGGUGUAAGGCACCACGACAGACACCCUGGUUCAAUUCCAGGCUGUAUCACAACCAACCGUGAUUGGGAGUCCCAUAGGGCAGUGCACAAUUGGCCCAGCGUAGGUUGUCACUGUAAAUAAGAUGUUUUUCUUUACUGACUUGCCUAGUUAAAGGUUAAAUAUAAAAUAAGUGUUAUGCAAAUAUAAAAUAUAAAUCAGCACCUUGCUCAUUUGUGAAAUAUAUAUCUUCCCAAUGAACACUUGUCUCACAGGUACGUAGUGUCUAUCCUGGUAGGAGUGGAGGGUGUGCGUGGUACAGUAGAGCAUUUUUCAAGAAAAUCUUCGACAUGUUAUGGAGAUAGUUUAGCAUUAUAUGUUUAAUCCAAAAAAUCAGAGUAUGCUUGCAAUGCUACCACCACAACACGUAGUGUUGGGUGUACUGAUAUUAACGUCUCAAUCCGUGAUGGGAAUAAAAAUAAAGGAUGUUUUUGUGCUCUCUGUAGACCUGACUUAGACUACAAACAUUUGUGCUGUUGUUGGGGUCAUUUUGCCAAAGUUUGCUACAACUGUUAUGAACCACAAAGACAUCUACCUUGUGGAUUUCAGCCUAGCGACGAUAUGCUUGCAUGUAAUGUAUGUUUAGUUGUUUUUGUUGGUUUGAUUUAAUUUUAGCUAUGGAACUGAAUGGUACACAGCACUUUGUAUAUGCCGAAAAAUAAAUGUUGCGGCAGA